AUGUCCUCACCCCCUCCACCCACCACGGCGCCAAAGCUCCGUAGAGCCCUGGGCCUUAUUCUCGAAGAGACAGGCCUCCUAUCCCUACACGCCUCGUCGCGAGACGUCAAACUACUCUGCCUGCAGCGCUUCACGCGCAUGUUCGCAUACGGGAUAUCAACCCUGAUCCUAGUCGCAUACCUCUCCGCCCUAGAGAUCCCGAAGACAGAUAUCGGGCUAUUCAUGACGCUGACCCUAGCCGGUGACGUGUGCCUCAGCUUCGUUUUGACGUUAUUUGCCGACGCGCUAGGGAGACGAGCAGUCCUUGCGCUCGGUGCGCUGCUGAUGAGUGCCAGUGGCGUGGUAUUCGCUUUAUUCGGGUCGUACUGGGUGCUUCUCGUCGCGGCUGUCGUGGGGGUUAUAAGUCCGAGCGGCAACGAAAUCGGCCCCUUCCGCGCCAUCGAGGAGAGCAUCGUAGCGCAGUUAACUGACCCCCAAAAGAGAAGCGACAUCUACGCCUGGUACAGUCUCCUAGGCCUCGUGGGUGCCGCAUGCGGCUGCAUGGCGUGUGGCUGGAUCCUCCAGCACCUGACGGGAACUCUUGGGUGGGACUUUGUUCGCGCGUAUCGCGCUAUUUACUUCGGGUAUGCUGCUCUCGGCUUAUUAAAACUAACUCUGACUCUGCUCUUGGGUCACACCGUAGAGUCGGAGAAGAAACAGGCACAGAAUCGUACUCGAGACGACGAGACGAGGCCGUUGCUGGAGAGCGGCGUAGAGGCUAGUACGUCUCAUAAACGGGGACUGCGUGCGUUGUUCCCAGACAUCAGUAGAGAGAGCGUCCCUGUAGUGGUCACGCUGUGUCUUCUCUUUGCUCUGGACUCCUUUGGCUCUGGGCUCGCUCCGUUAUCUUGGAUCACGUAUUACUUCAAAUCUCAAUUCGACAUCGAAGAGGGACAGUUAGGCUCGAUAUUCUUCGUCACCCAGACCAUCGCAGGCGCUUCUAUGAUCGUUGCCUCUUCUCUGGCUAAGCGGUUUGGUAAUGUCAAUACAAUGAUAUUUACGCAUCUCCCCUCGCAAAUAUUCCGCGCCCUCCUAGGCGUCCCUAGUGAUAUGCACCUGGCACUAGCUUUCCUCAUUCUGAACGCAAGCACUCAGUCCAUGGACACCGGGCCGCGCUCCGCCUUCCUCGCCACCAUCGUGCUGCCCGCGGAGCGGACGGCGGUCAUGGGGACCGUGAACGUCGUCAGAACUACGGCUCAGAGCCUCGGACCGCUGCUGACAGGCAUACUGGUCGAUCGGAAUCUAUUCUGGGUGUCGUUUGUCGCCUCGGGAGGGUUGAAAAUACUAUAUGACUUGGGCUUGCUCGCGUUCUUCAAGAACAAGGAGAGGAAGCGAGAGAGAGCUGAGCGGUUGAUAAUUCAAGGGGAUGAGGAAGGACAGCAAAACUAGGCUGACCAUUAAGCUGGUUACCCGAGACCCUUGGAGCAUGCCAAUCUAUAGCGGCAAUGGAACGAGUACCUUGAUGGACCGGUGACGUAGUACAUCAAAUAGGAGUCAGUCUUUGCCAA
Daldinia decipiens is the source of this 1547-nucleotide messenger RNA. Its product is annotated as MFS general substrate transporter. Gene Ontology annotation, cellular component: fungal-type vacuole membrane. Gene Ontology annotation, biological process: transmembrane transport. Lineage: Eukaryota; Fungi; Ascomycota; Sordariomycetes; Xylariales; Hypoxylaceae. The record is from RefSeq and is a predicted model, not a curated record. The transcript is spliced from 4 exons. Gene Ontology annotation, molecular function: transmembrane transporter activity. The coding region runs from base 1 to 1428 and encodes 475 amino acids.